AUGUCGAAGGGACCAGCCGUCGGGAUCGACCUUGGCACCACCUAUUCCUGCGUCGGCGUGUUCCAGCAUGGCAAGGUGGAGAUCAUCGCCAACGACCAGGGCAACCGCACCACGCCCAGCUACGUCGCCUUCACCGACACGGAGCGGCUGAACGGCGCAGCCGCCACAAACCAAGGUGCGGACACGAGGCUUGCCUGCCUCCUGUACAGAGAUGCAAAACGGUUGAUUGGGCGUAGAUUUGAUGAUUCUGUUGUCCAGUCUGAUAUGAAGCACUGGCCUUUCACUGUGGUGAACGAUGCUGGCAGACCAAAAGUCCAGGUGGAGUACAAAGGCGAGACAAAGAGUUUCUACCCAGAAGAAAUCUCUUCCAUGGUUUUAACCAAAAUGAAGGAAAUUGCAGAAGCAUAUCUUGGGAAGACUGUUACUAAUGCUGUGGUGACUGUACCAGCCUACUUCAAUGACUCUCAGCGUCAGGCAACAAAAGAUGCUGGAACCAUUGCAGGGCUCAAUGUGCUGCGAAUUAUCAAUGAGCCGACAGCUGCUGCGAUAGCCUAUGGUCUGGACAAAAAGGUUGGUGCUGAAAGGAAUGUGCUUAUCUUUGACCUUGGCGGUGGCACCUUUGAUGUGUCAAUUCUGACUAUUGAAGAUGGCAUCUUUGAGGUGAAAUCCACUGCAGGUGACACUCACUUGGGUGGAGAAGACUUCGACAACCGCAUGGUCAACCACUUCAUAGCUGAAUUCAAGCGCAAGCACAAAAAAGACAUCAGUGAGAACAAGCGAGCAGUUCGUCGCCUCCGCACUGCAUGCGAGCGUGCAAAGCGUACUCUGUCGUCUAGCACGCAGGCCAGUAUUGAAAUUGAUUCUCUCUAUGAGGGUAUUGACUUCUACACAUCCAUCACCAGAGCUCGCUUUGAAGAGCUGAACGCCGACCUGUUCCGUGGCACCCUGGAUCCUGUGGAGAAGGCCCUGCGGGAUGCCAAACUUGACAAAUCGCAGAUCCAUGACAUCGUGCUGGUUGGUGGGUCUACUCGUAUCCCAAAGAUUCAGAAACUGCUGCAGGAUUUCUUCAACGGGAAAGAGCUGAACAAGAGCAUCAACCCUGAUGAAGCUGUGGCUUAUGGUGCAGCUGUGCAGGCUGCUAUUCUGUCUGGAGACAAGUCUGAGAACGUGCAGGAUCUGCUGCUGCUGGACGUGACUCCCCUGUCUCUUGGUAUUGAAACCGCUGGAGGUGUCAUGACGGUCCUGAUCAAACGGAACACCACCAUCCCCACCAAGCAGACUCAGACAUUCACUACUUACUCUGACAACCAGCCUGGCGUGCUGAUCCAGGUGUAUGAAGGAGAGCGUGCUAUGACCAAGGACAACAACUUGCUGGGCAAGUUUGAGCUGACUGGUAUUCCCCCUGCUCCCAGAGGUGUACCUCAGAUUGAAGUAACCUUUGAUAUUGAUGCCAAUGGCAUCCUGAACGUGUCUGCUGUGGAUAAGAGCACUGGCAAGGAGAACAAGAUCACGAUCACAAAUGACAAGGGCCGGCUGAGCAAGGAAGACAUUGAGCGCAUGGUUCAGGAAGCAGAGAAAUACAAAGCGGAAGAUGAGAAGCAGCGUGACAAAGUGUCUUCUAAGAACUCCUUGGAGUCUUACGCAUUCAACAUGAAAGCUACUGUUGAAGAUGAGAAGCUCCAGGGCAAGAUCUCUGACGAGGACAAGCAGAAAAUCCUGGACAAAUGCAAUGAAAUCAUCAAUUGGCUGGACAAGAACCAGACGGCUGAGAAGGAGGAGUUUGAGCACCAGCAGAAGGAGCUGGAGAAGGUGUGCAACCCCAUCAUCACCAAGCUGUACCAGAGCGCAGGAGGCAUGCCUGGUGGGAUGCCCGGUGGGUUCCCUGGUGGGGGAGCUCCUCCGUCUGGUGGAGCUUCUUCCGGACCAACGAUCGAGGAAGUGGAUUAAAGCCGUGGGGAAAUGCAUUCCACUAGCAGUUAGUAUUGGAGAUUGAAGGACCCAAACCUGUAGGCACAUCUGGGUGUACUUUGCCAGACUAAAACUCCAUAACUGAGCUGCUGUAAAAAUUAAACAAAACAUUUUCUGGGCAUUUUAAAUACUUGAACAUGUGCACAGGAGGGGAGAUGAAUACCAUUGCACUUUACAGUACUGUAAACAAGUGGAAAUGCAAUUCAUGUCCGAAGAAAUAAAAACUAUUUAAUGGGCAUCA
Opisthocomus hoazin is the source of this 2209-nucleotide messenger RNA. The record is from RefSeq and is a predicted model, not a curated record. NCBI's taxonomy places the organism in Eukaryota, Metazoa, Chordata, Aves, Opisthocomiformes, Opisthocomidae.